GGCAACCCUGUCCCUACUACAGUAUAGUGAAGAUUAAAGCUUAGUGUAAAUCAGUGACAGCGGGUAAAAAACACAGGAUAAUACAUCACCUGGGGGGAAUUAUAACACAUAAUAGUGUACAGACAUUUAUUCCUAGAGUUUCAGCAUCUUUAGGGGCAGUUUAUUUAUUAAGUCCUAUUAUUAUUUGUGCAUUUCUGCAGCAGUAAAGACGGACCGGAGGGUGAAUUGUUGACGCUAUGGGAAACGCCGCGGCCGCCAAGAAAGGCAACGAGCUGGAGAGCGUUUUCUUUCAGGAGAAGUCAACUCACAGAUGAUAGCGAGUCAAAGAGUUCUUAGCCAAAGCCAAGGAAGAUUUCCUAAGGAAAUGGGAAUGUCCACCACAGAGCACAACUUGUCUAGAUGACUUUGACAGACUGAAGACGCUAGGCACAGGCAGUUUCGGGAGAGUCAUGUUAGUAAAACACAAAGGGACAGAGCAGUUCUACGCCAUGAAGAUUCUGGACAAACAGAAGGUGGUUAAAUUGAAGCAAAUAGAACACACACUAAACGAGAAGAGAAUACUACAGGCAGUCUCGUUCCCUUUCCUCGUCAGACUGGAAUACGCCUUCAAGGAUAAUUCCAAUCUCUACAUGGUGAUGGAGUACGUACCGGGUGGCGAGAUGUUCUCACAUCUAAGAAGAAUCGGGAGGUUUAGUGAACCACAUGCACGGUUUUACGCAGCGCAGAUAGUCCUCACCUUCGAGUACCUCCACUCUCUAGACCUCAUUUACAGAGACCUGAAGCCCGAGAACCUUCUCAUCGAUCAGCACGGUUACAUACAGGUGACCGACUUCGGUUUCGCGAAACGAGUAAAGGGCCGAACCUGGACGUUGUGUGGAACCCCUGAGUACCUGGCGCCGGAGAUCAUCCUGAGCAAGGGCUACAACAAAGCAGUGGACUGGUGGGCGCUAGGAGUGCUCAUAUACGAAAUGGCUGCAGGUUACCCCCCGUUCUUUGCUGACCAGCCCAUUCAGAUCUACGAGAAGAUUGUGUCUGGAAAGGUACGAUUCCCGUCUCACUUCAGUUCAGACCUGAAGGACCUGCUGAGAAACCUGCUUCAGGUCGACCUGACGAAACGGUACGGCAACCUCAAGAAUGGCGUCAACGACAUCAAAAACCACAAGUGGUUCGCCACGACGGACUGGAUCGCCAUCUAUGAGAGAAAGGUAGAGGCUCCGUUUAUUCCAAAAUGCAGAGGUCCGGGAGACACUAGCAACUUCGACGACUACGAGGAGGAGGACAUACGCGUGUCUGUCACAGAAAAAUGCGCAAAGGAGUUUGCCGAGUUUUAGUCCGGACACAUGAGAGCUAUACGUAUACGUAUAUACGUAUAUGUAUUUAUCAAUAUAAAUACACAUAUAUAUAUAUAUAUAUAUAUAUAUAUAUAUAUAUAUAUAUAUAUAUGAGUGUGUGCGACUGUGCGCAUGAAUGCGUGUGCGAACGUGUGUAUAAAACCUCACAGCAAACGAAACAAGGGAAUCUUUGCACUCUAAAGACACAGGGAUGGCGGGGAGACCACACCACCAUCACCACCACCUCCGAAUUACUGCAUAGCUCCUUCAUUUCGUCUGGUUCAUCAUCAGGAGGCCAAACGCUUUACAUCCUACAUCAGACUAUUCACUCGCUCAUAUAUAUAUAUAAAUAUAUAUAGAUAUAGAUAGAUAUCUACAUACACAUAGCCCACUUUAUUUUCAUUUUUCUGUUUGAUAAGUGUCUCGGGUGUUGUUUUCCCCCCGUUGUUUUAAAGGUGAGAAGGUUUUCAGCAGUGUUCAGGACUAGGAUUUUAAUUGCCAUAUAUGUUGAGUGCCAGUUUAUUAGGUAACCCUGCCGUAUGGGUGGAUUCCUGACUGUAGCCCCCCUGUCGCUUAGUCGUGUCAUCAGUGUAGUCCACCUUGAGAAUACGGUGGAUUAUUUUUUUAAAACAAAAUUUAUAUCCCAGUUCUGACCAGGCUACCUGAGCGCACACCCACCACCAGGCGGCCUGGUCAGAACUGGGAUAUAAAUUUUGUUUUAAAAAAUGUACAUGCACUAGAGCUGUGUGGGUAAAUCGAUCUCUUGUAGGUUGAUUUGAUUCAUUGAAUUGAGGAAUCAGUUUUUGAUUCACAUUUUUUUUAAUGAGUUGGGUAAACUGAAAUGCUAAAAAGUAUAAACUUGGGCAGAUUACAUAAAAAAAAUACUAGAGCUUAUAGAAAUAAAAAAAAUCGGUGGCAUCUUCUACAAAUACGCAUAUUUUGUGCGAGUAUCGCUGCUGCUUCUUCUUUUGGUGCUUGGUUGAUUACCGCCGUCUACUGAAGGGGACUGGAGUGUGGAGCAGAAGAUUAGCAAAAAAAAAAAACCAUAAUGCUUUGUAUGAUACAUGACACUUCAGUGUUUAUUAAUUACUUUUAGUUUUAUGCCGAAUAUCCUUCCUGACCCAAACCCUCCCGUUGUCUCGGGACCGACACUAAGUAUGCCCUGGUUCCAUACAUUUACUUUUAGCCUUUUGGCAGAUGCUCCUAUCUAGAGUGACUCAUAGAAGUCCAGUGACUGGGGUUUGAGCUUAGACUGGAAAUCACAGUGAUCCAGCAAUUUUAAUCAUUCAAAACUUGUAAGAAAUAUCGCUGCUCAAAACAGAUCACACAGUAAACUUUAAUGCUACUGAAUCAAAUUAACAGUCUGUCCAACAUUCACAACUCUAACAUGUUCAAGAUGGAGCCCGUUUUAAUUGUAGUUAAAUCUGUUCCUUGCAGAUUGGUUGAAUUUGGGGUAAAGCAACAAAUCCUAACAACUGGCAUGAGUGAUUUUCAUUCAGGUCGAUUGUCAAAACUUUAGUCCCCCCUUUUUCCUUCAGCGACCUCAUGUGACCAACCGCAGCAACAUGAGAUCAAAGUUUAUGCAGACUCGGGACCUCUCGGACAUUGCUUUGCUAUGAAAAACUUUCUCCAAAGUGUCCUGCUCCUCUUGUCCUGUCAAUAGUUUUUACUACAUCACUAUAUCCACUUGUAUAAAUUACACGCACAUGAAGAGAGUACUGGUUUUACCCGAUAUAGUCUCGUUGUGUUUCUCUGCACACCUUCGCAUGCUGCUCUUAAUUUUUUACCACAUCUGUUACUAUUAUUGUUGUUAUUAUUAUUAUAGUUAAUUUCCUAUGUUUUUUUUAGAGGAUGUAGUAAUAUAGCAAAAGUGAUGCGUCUGCCACUCGGUGGGAUUUCGCUUUCUCCAUGGGUCUGAGAUUCUUGUUUGCAUGAUAUCUCAAAAAGAAGUAACUGAACGUUUGUAGUAUUUUUAAGGAAUUAUCAUGUUAAGCUGUGGAUGAAGAUUAAACACAGCAAGGUCAAAAGUCUAAAAUCUAUAUAUUUUUUUCUUUUUUUUUCUUCAUUAGCAUCUAAUUUUAUUUAAAAGGUGGCGGAGUCAUCCACGUCCAUGCUGUGGGCGUUGAGUUAAAAAAAUAUAUAUAUUUUGAGACAGGAUAGAACUAGGCUUAGUUUGGUUUAAGGGUCUAGUUCAUGACUUUAGCAGUAAGAAGGCGGUGUUGGAAUUUUCAAUUUAUAACUUUUUGUGCAGUAGACCAAAAGCCUUAAACACUGAGCCUGUGCCGAAGCAUGUUCUUGUUUAUGGCGGUACAAGAUUCAGAACCGUGUCGCUGAUGUGCCUCAGAAUGAACCGUCACUGACUUAAUUGUCAUGAAUUGAUGGGGAAUGAGUGACUGGA
Molecule: messenger RNA, 3729 nt
Organism: Clarias gariepinus (North African catfish)
Lineage: Eukaryota; Metazoa; Chordata; Actinopteri; Siluriformes; Clariidae
Gene: prkacbb
Product: protein kinase, cAMP-dependent, catalytic, beta b
Exons: 11
Coding region: 450-1331 (293 amino acids)
Biological process (GO): peptidyl-serine phosphorylation
Cellular component (GO): nucleus; cAMP-dependent protein kinase complex
Molecular function (GO): ATP binding; cAMP-dependent protein kinase activity
Source: RefSeq, a predicted model, not a curated record